AUUUAUACCCUUUUUAUUACACCUUUUAUUAUUAUUAUAUAUAUUUAUACAUAGUGUAUACACGCCUCCACUCUAUUAUUAUUAUGCCACCUAAAAUUGAAGAAGAUACCAAGAAUAAAAAACCUGCUGGAAACACAAAGAGACAAAAGAUUGUAAAAGCGUGUAAAGAUUGCAGAAGACGCAAGGUGAAAUGUGAUGGUGCCACACCUUGUGGUACAUGUCGAAGAUCGUCUAUCCCCUGUGUGUUUGAAUCGACAUCACCAAAGCGAGGUACGAGCAAGCAUUACAUUGAAUCAUUGGAGUAUCGACUUUCGGUGAUGGAGAAAGCAGUAAAUUCAUUAAGUGGGCCGACAGCGGACAUCGUAAAAGAGGCUGUGCGUCGAGAAGAAGAGCAACAGCAACAGCAAUUACAACAGACCAGUAGUGUAACACCAGAAUUGAUGAUUAUAAAUGCAGAAGAUAGAUACACUUUAAAUGAGUUUGGCAGUCCAUCUUAUAUGCAAGAAUAUUAUCAAAGUUCAUCCAGUUCUUCCUCACCAAAAAGUAUCGAUAGUCAACACUCCACCACCACCACCGGCCGAUUCAAUAAUCGUCAGGAUGAAAUCGAGAUCAAUAACCAUCUGAAAUUCUAUCUUUCACAAAUACAACCUUAUUUCCCUUUAUUUGUACCCACUUAUUUCAAUCAACAGUAUGCAGCUCAAGAAUUACCAAAGAUACUUAUCUAUUCCAUGUGUGCUCUAUCCUGUAUAUAUCAACAAAUGGAAGAACAUUACAGCUACUACCAAAGAGCCAUGGUCAUGUUGGAUGAGUCCAUUGGUAGACCUUCCAUCUCGCUUGUUCAGACUUUACUCUUAUUAAUCAAAUACAAGGAAUACAACAACUCGAGUAAUUUCUUUGAGACCACCAAGAGUUUAAUGGCUAGAACAGUCGAGGUCUGUAACAUCUUGAGCUUGGAAAAGAUCAUGACAACCAAUGAUUCUGCUGCUGAAACAAGAAAACGUACCUACUGUAUGGUGUUUACCUAUAACACCCUUUUAUGUGUGGAACAAGGCAUGAUAAAUGAUUUAACCUUGCAAAAGGAGCAUUAUCCUUGUACUGUAUCCGAUGAAUCAAGCAUUGAUUGUCAGUCUCACAUCAUCAAGUUUGCAAAUACACUUCAACAGAUUCAUAAACAUGUCUCUCGUAUGAAUCAAAGACAGGACGUGCAAAAGUCCUUACGUAGUCAAAAUCAGGUCUUGGAGGAACAUAUUGCCAUCUUUGAGUUACAGGUCAAGAUCGAAUCCGAUCUACUCAAUCUGCCUUUAAAUUUAACCUUGUAUCAACAACAACAACAACAGUCUUACAAGCACCAACCUUUAUUUCCCGCUGAGGAUAUCAUUGUAACCGUAUCACCCAUGACAAGGUUAUUGCACAUGGUGUACCAUCUCAAUGUUAUUUUGUUACACUACCAUUAUUCAAGGUAUCCAUUACCAAUGACACAUCCUAAUAAUGAUUCCAUCACGGUUUACCCUCAUGGUCAACUUGCUUCUUCCUCCGCUUCCGUCAUGAUUCGUCUGAUCGAAGGCCUCAUAGCCGAUCCACUCCAAAGCUUCCGUUACUCUCCUCGUGGCCUACAAUUUCUUGUGCAUUGUCUUUCAUGUGCUUUUACUGUGCUUAAAUACGAAAUUACCAAUCCAGCCAAUCCAAAGACGUACUACGAAGAAUAUCAACGAUGUGCCCAUCUCAUGCAAAAGGUUGGUUCGGCAUCGCCGUCCAAUGAGAUGCGUAAUUAUGCAAGAGAAUUGGAUUUAGCUGCAAUCAAUUUGGAUGUAUCCUCUUUGCAGGUUUCAUCCAAUACGCCAUCUACUUCGCCUGUGGCAGAAACAAGUAAGAUACGACGAAAUACCAUCUCUCAUCGCCCAUCUCAACAACAACAGCAGCAACAACAGCAGCAGCAACAGCAACAAGUCGUACCACCUUCCUUGUUACAACUAUCGAGUGCAGGUGUCUCACAGCAGUUUACUUUACAGCAUCAUCCUUUACAUAAUAUCCAUGCUUCUCCUCUUGCAGUACAACAACAACAACAACAACAACAUCUGCAAUCACCGCAACAGCAACAACAACAACAACAGCAUCAUCCCAUGUUACGUGGUUCUACCCAAUCCUGUAAUGAUCUAAGAUCGAUGAAUCGAUUACAGUCUUCUUUAUCACCCCCUCCCCCACCUAUCCAGACGCAAUUUACAAGCAACUCAUUUACACAACAUCGUAAACCAGUGGGAUCGGUGAUAUCUUCCAGUACCACGGGGAGUUCCCAAGGCCCUUACCGGGGUAAUGGCAAUGUUCGAAAUGUGUCACCUUCUUUACCUUAUGUAAAACCAUUUGAUCAUCCACCCCAAAUGAGUCAAUCUUCUGGAUUUCCACGUCAACCUACUUCAUCCACCGGAUCCUUAUCGGGCAAUGGUGUCGGCAGCGGGGCAGCAGCGCCCGGAAAAAUGAAACGUAUUAAAAAGAGUGUAUCUAUUCAAGGAAUUUCUGCCUAUCGACAACAACAACAACAGUACCAAAAUCAUCAGAUACAGCAUUAUCAAAUGUACCAACAACAACAGCAACAACAGCAACACCAACAACAGCAAAUGAAUUUCCAACAACAGUUGACGAGUUUAUUGACAGAACCCAAUUUAUUGCAUCGACCUUAUCAACCGACGUUUGAUGACAAGUAUAUGGAAGAUGAUUUUUCAAUGAAUGUGGAUGAUUUAAGUUUUUUGAGCAAUUAUCCUGUCAUGGACGAUCAACGGUCUGAAGGGCAUCAAUUAUUAUAGGAUUUGCCACCCAAAAAAAAAAAAACAAAAAAAAAAAAAAGAAGAAACAGAUAAACACACCCCAAAAAAAAAAUAUAUAGUUAUACCCCCAUUCCCUUUUUUUCAAUAUGCCCCCAUUUUUAUAUAUAUACAUGUAUGUUUUAUACCUCAAACUAUCAGUGGAUGAACAAUAAAUGAUAGUUUUUUUUUAUAAAAAAAAAAGGGACAAAGGGAAUGGUUUUAAUCAUCUACAGUGCAAUUAUUUAAUGAUGGGAUUGUG
This is a messenger RNA of Mucor mucedo, 3057 nucleotides long. RefSeq lists its product as uncharacterized. The transcript is spliced from 4 exons. The coding region runs from base 84 to 2798 and encodes 904 amino acids. The record is from RefSeq and is a predicted model, not a curated record. Gene Ontology annotation, biological process: regulation of DNA-templated transcription. NCBI's taxonomy places the organism in Eukaryota, Fungi, Mucoromycota, Mucoromycetes, Mucorales, Mucoraceae. Gene Ontology annotation, cellular component: nucleus. Gene Ontology annotation, molecular function: DNA-binding transcription factor activity, RNA polymerase II-specific; zinc ion binding.